Messenger RNA from Clunio marinus, 366 nucleotides. NCBI's taxonomy places the organism in Eukaryota, Metazoa, Arthropoda, Insecta, Diptera, Chironomidae. The record is from the annotation of a GenBank genome assembly.
AUGUGUGAAGAUGAUUUGACAGAAUGUCUCUGCCAGAUGGUACUUUGCUUUGGAUGUUGUGUUCUUUGUAAGAAAUGUUGUUGUGAUGAUGGUGGUCAAAGUUCUCAACCACAACAGCAAACGGUGAUAGUUCCCCAACCGCCGCCUCAAGAUCCUUAUCAACAGCCCCCACCUAUGUACGAUCAAGGUCAGCAGUGGCAACAACAACCUGGUUAUCCACCCCAACAACCUGGAUAUUAUCCACCUCAACAGCCUGGAUAUUAUCCCCCACAACAACCUGGUUAUCCACCUCAAGGACAGCCAGGCUUUGUGGUUCAACAACAGCCAACAGCUCCUUGGCAAAAUCAACAACAACAACAAUAUUAA